GUACUACCAGUACUACAGUCCGCCGCAGACCGAGGAACUGUCUCAUCCAUAUCUGAUCGCUGAUCCUACGUGAAAUUGACAGCUGCUGAUUCCGCGGCGGUCGUCUAUACGUGUGCGAGCUGCACCACACGUACACAUACACAAGCUCCGGCCAAUAAUAAAAGAAGAAGAAAAGGAGAGAGAGAGAGAGAGUGAGAGAGGAGAGGAGGGCCGAGGGCAGAAAAAGAAAACAGGGCGAGCGAGGAGGAGCGCCUAUCUUAUGCCCCGCACACACACACCAGUCGAGGUACUCCAGCAGAAUUAGGUGGUAAAGUACACGUCGAACGCGCUGCUGCUUCGUUGUCAAUUUGCUGCUGAUAAUCGGCAUGCUGCCAACUCAGCCCGCACUCGGAGAUCGUCUGGUGUGGUCGCUACCUCGCUGAACUGCACUGUCCCCGCCACGACAUGAGCAUCUUCCUCGUCGCUGGAUAGGCUACGAGGUAACAAAACAAACACGUCAGGGAAGAACGUAGCGUUGGCCCGGGAUUUGCUCGAGGAUGUCAGGCGCACCCUCUGCCGCUACUGGGGCUGGCCCCCAGGAGAGCGUGGCCAAGUUCUUCGAGUCCUUGCAGGCAGAUCUGAAGACGCUGGCUUCUGAGACCAAGAAGAAGUAUCCCCAAAUCAAGGAGUCAUGCGAAGAAGGCAUAAUCAAGUUGAGACAAGCAGCCUCAAAUAAUCAACCAGGACAAAUAUAUUAUGUUGUGAAUCAGAUCCUUUAUCCUCUAGUCCAAGGUUGUGAGAGUAAAGAUGUAAAGAUUAUUAAGUUUUGUCUAAGCACGAUGCAAAGACUGAUAACCCAGCAAGCUAUUGAUCAAAAAGGAGCUCGAUACAUCACAGAUGCAUUAUGGACGCUAAUGGAGGCAGGUAUUGAAGAAGUCAAAGUUUUACAGACUGUAACUCUGUUGCUGACUAGUAAUUCACUUGUUCAUGGAGACACAUUAGCAAGGAAUUUAGUACUCUGCUUUCGACUACAUUUUACUAAAGAUUCUACAACUAUCAAUACUGCUGGGGCUACCGUAAGACAACUAGUUUCCUUGGUGUUUGAACGUGUUGUAGCUGAAGAUGAGCAAUAUACAGAUCAACCAGUGAACGAAGAAAGCAAUUUAGAAGAACUUAAAGUGCCUACAAACCAAGCACCAAAGGCUCUUAGGCCUUGUGCCGCCGAUGCCUAUUUAAUGUUUCAAGACUUAGUGCAAUUAGUUAAUGCUGAUCAACCAUACUGGUUGAUUGGUAUUACUGAAAUGACGCGAACUUUCGGUCUUGAAUUACUCGAGUCUGUUUUGACAAAUUUUUCCUCAGUAUUUUUUAAGCACCCAGAAUUCAGUUUUCUUCUCAAGGAACGUGUUUGUGCUCUUGUUAUAAAAUUAUUUUCACCUAAUAUCAAGUAUCGAAACUCUGUGCCAGCCUCAGUGCAGCAAGCAACACCUCUCGAUAAACCUUAUUUUCCUAUCAGUAUGCGAUUACUGAGAGUAGUAUCUAUUUUGGUUCAAAAGUAUCACUCACUGCUGGUAACAGAAUGCGAAAUAUUUUUGUCCUUGAUUGUUAAAUUUUUGGAUCCCGACAAGCCGCCAUGGCAGCGUGCUUUGGCAUUGGAAGUUUUGCACAAAAUGACAGUACAGGCUGAUUUACUGACGAGUUUCUGUAAUUGUUAUGAUUUAAAGCCGCAUGCCACUAAUAUCUUUCAGGAUAUAGUUAACAGUUUAGGCGCCUAUGUACAUAGUCUUUUUGUGAACCCACAUAUGGUACAAGCGAACACAGGAUCAACAGCUCCGAUUGCCCAGGGUCAAGCACCUGCACUAUUGGCAGGAAUGCCCAUAGGUCCGGGCGUUACUCCGCAGCCUGGAUUUUAUUCAAGAGGAAUUUGGCUUCCAGUAGUUGCAACUUUCCCAAGUGGCCAAGCCAAAUCAACAUAUCUAGAAAUGCUUGACAAAGUAGAGCCGCCACAAAUUCCGGACGGUUAUGGUAUUAGUAUUGCAUACGCAUGUCUCUUGGACAUAAUCCGGUCAAUCGCACUGGCUAUAACUGGUCCUCGGGAGGAAGGCUCAUCAGCCGAGCGACGCUAUGAGCCUAGCGAAUCUGAGCGCAAGCUGCAUGUGCAGCUAAUUAACUCAAGCUGGUGCGGUCUUCUUGCUGCCCUGAGUCCGCUUAUCGAUGCCAGUACUGAUGAAUCUGCUACCGAAAAUGUACUAAAGGAGAUCCAGACGUUCGCUUCACUCUGCGGCUUGCUUGAUUUGCACACGCCACGAGACGCAUUUAUUACUGCGAUCUGCAAGGCAUCCUUACCUCCGCAUUACGCACUGACAGUGUUAUACAGCGCGCCUCAGGGUAUACCUAGUGCUGCGAGACAGCAACAACAACAAGAUGCCUCCGCCGCGGGUAAUGCCGGAGGAACAGGUUCCGGAUCUGGUGGACAGUACAAUCCAUCAAAUCUCGGAGACUCAGACUACAGGCAGCAGGUUGUUGCCGUUGGCACGCCUCUACCUACCGCUUCUCUGCCGAUUGGUGCUCAACAAGGUCCUGUAAUGUUGACGGUUAAGAACCUGCAGUGUAUGCGCGCCCUAUUGCUACUAGCCCAUUGUCACGGCAGUAUUCUGGGCAGCGCCUGGCAUCUUGUGCUAACAACCCUGCAGCAUCUCGCCUGGAUUCUUGGACUCAAACCAUCGACGGGCGGGUCGCUCAAGGCUGGACGUAGUGCUGCAGACUCGAACGCAAUGCUCACUACCGCAGUGAUGGCGGAUUUGCCGGUACUUAGCGCAAUGCUUAGCCGGCUCUUUGAAAGCAGUCAGCAUCUUGAUGACGUUGCUCUUCAUCAUCUCAUCGAUGCACUUUGCAAGCUCAGCCAGGAGGCAAUGGAACUUGCUUAUACUAAUAGGGAACCAUCUCUUUUCGCGGUGGCAAAGCUUUUGGAAACCGGUUUAGUGAAUUUACCAAGGGUAGAAGUUUUAUGGAGACCACUUACGAAUCAUUUGUUGGAAGUUUGUCAGCAUCCCCACAUACGAAUGAGAGAGUGGGGCGUUGAAGCGAUUACAUACUUGGUGAAGGCAGCGCUCCAGCACAAAUAUCCUCAGCCUCUUCGAGAUAAUCAAAAACUACAAACUCUUCUCCUAGGACCUCUUUCUGAAUUAUCAUCUGUGCGACACGCAGACGUCAGACAGAGACAGUUAGAAUGUGUACUACAGAUUUUGCAUGGUGCUGGUGAAACACUGUUUCAUGGCUGGCCAUUGGUGCUAGGAAUCAUUGGUGCAGUCUCUGAUCAUCAUGGAGAAGCUCUAGUUCGAAUAGCUUUCCAAUGUUUACAAUUGGUCGUAACAGACUUUUUACCUGUGAUGCCUUGGAGGUGCCUUCCGCUCUGCGUCGAUACGGCAGCAAAGUUUGGCUCCCAAACUCAAGAGUUGAACAUUUCACUUACCGCUGUUGGUCAAAUGUGGAAUAUAAGCGACUACUUUUAUCAAAAUCAAGAAAAAAUAUGUGCCUCGCUGAGAGGUGACUCGGCCUCCGUGUUUCCUGAUUUCCCUGGCACGACGAAUAUGCCGCCUUUCGACAAGCUCUGGAUGUGCUUAUAUGCACGUCUAGGUGAUCUGUGUGUAGACCCACGACCGGCGGUGCGCAAGUCUGCCAGUCAAACGCUCUUCUCAACAAUCUCUGCUCACGGCAGCCUGCUUCAUCAGCCGACUUGGCAGGCCGUGCUUUGGCAGGUACUGUUUCCGCUGUUAGACAAAGUGAGGAGCCUGUCAAGCUCAGCGAGUAGUGAGAAAGUCGAUACCUCCGGCAACAUCCUUAUCCACCACAGCAGAAAUACCGCUCAGAAACAGUGGGCAGAAACACAGGUACUAACUUUAAGCGGCGUUGCAAGAGUUUUUAAUACGAAGCGUCAACUUUUACAAAUGUUAGGAGAUUUUCCACGCGCUUGGUCCCUACUUUUAGAAUUUAUUGAAAACUCUGCAUUGAGUAAAAACAAUGAGGUAUCUCUAGCCGCCUUAAAGUCUUUUCAAGAGAUCUUGUAUCUUCCUAAAAAUGCAGACAAUAAUGACCCAGCACAAUCUGAGGAUUCUGAGGCUCUGUGGAUAGUUGCGUGGCGAAUUUGGUUGAGCAUAGGUCUGGAUAGCACAUCACCCCCUCAAGAAGGCGAUAUUGAACCCUAUAUUCCUUCACAAGCAUUCCUUACUGCACUCGUUCAAAUAUUCCCUGCGGUUUUUCAACACGUUAAAAAUAAAUUCUCUGCCACGGAUUUGCAAAAGUUGUGUCAAGUGUUAAAGAAUGCAGUUGCAGUUCCAGUACACGGCGAAUCGACACCAUACAUACUACCAACUGUGCCAGAUGUCGUGCUUACACAGUUACAAGAUGGUGUACUUCAUUCAAUGGAAUUACUACAGAAGGAAGCACUGUCGACUCCAGAAAAUCUGCAAACUAUGAUUGGCCCAAUUUUCCUACAGCUUCUAUAUUUUUCAAAAUUAGCUUGUGAAGCACCUACAUAUGGGAAAAUUCCUACAAAGCACAUCUCCCAAGUCAGAGGCGUAUCUGCCGAUUGGGUUACUAUGAACUACGUGCCUUUCGGAGAAAAAGCUCUGUCUAUGGUCGUUAGCUUGUAUCAAAAGACCGCGGAUGAGAUGGCUGUGAUUGAAGGUCAAAUCCUAAAACAUAUUAUAGAAGCACUACAUGUUCCUCUGGCAAUGAAAUAUGCCUGCCCUUCGCAUACAACGUGGAAACUAGCCGUAACGAGUCUCUUAGCUAUUUUACAUACAGGAUUACCGCUUGCAAGAAAUUAUCCCGAUCAUUUCCAGAAUAUGUGGCAGGAGCUUGCCGAUACUCUUGAUCAUUUUCUAUUUCCGUCUAGUGUUAUGAAUACGGAUCGUGGAGUCGAGGAAAUCCAGGCAGAUGAAGCAGUCGAUUGUCAAGUAAUGGAGCUUUUGAGAGACGAAGUUCUGCCGCAUUCUCAGCAUAUUCCGCAUCAGUUUAUCUUAAGAGUAGUCAUGCUCUUAAACAAAGGGUCUAUUCAUUCUGCCACUUCAAAUAUCGAAAAGAAUGGCGAACCUAAAUUAAGAGAAGAGUUUGCGAAAACGUGCUUCGAGACGCUUCUUCAGUUCUCUUUGCUAGACGGGCUGAACAACGAGAUCGAGAACAACAGCACAGAUAGCAUCACUGAGCGUGAUGAGGGCGGCGUCGCCGGACGACUUGCUGUCACAGCUCUGCUUCAUAGAUUUCAAGAGGUUCUAAAGAGAUACAUCGAGGACGAGCGACGAAGCGGCAAAUGUCCACUGCCUAGGUACAGGUUGUCAGAAAUAUCCUUCGUUCUCAAAGCAGUAGCAACUCUUGUCGUUUCGUUGAAGAAAGCGCCUGCAAAUAAGGUGGAGCGCUCAGUGUGGGAGCAGCUGAUCGGCCUGUACCCCUGUUUGGUUGAGUGUACUGUAGCGACGGCCUCGAAUCAGGUUUCGCGUUCGCUAAGAGAGGCCCUCAUGCAGUAUCACGAUUUGCUGCGGCCUCCGAGCAACAUCAACCCACCCACCUCAAACGGCGUCUGACCUAAGACCUACCUAACCAGAAGCAACGCCGCCUAAUCAAAAGAGUCAGAGGAGGGGACUCGCUUCGAGCGAUGAAUCAAUUUCUAUCUAUUUGCGAGACCGGCAUUGCUGCUGCACAGUGCUAGAGGUAUCGAUUUUUUAUUAUACCUUCACUGUGGAGAGUGAUCCAUUUAUGAUGAAUUGUAAGUGUUGAGAGAGCGAUUUGUAAUUCAAAGUAUAUAUUUCGUAUAGGAGCAUGGUAAGUUUUUUUACUUGGAAUGCAAUUGGACGGAUUGUUGAAUUUUUUUAAAUUUCUAAGAGAUCCAAUUAUUUGAUGCAUUUUAUUUUUGAGUACGGAUGGAUGAUUUUUAUUGUUGCAGUUUAUUUAUUUUUUUUCAAUAUCAGCAAGUUAUAAAAAUCAAGAAAGAAGGCGUGUAGCGGUGAGGACUAAGAUUUUUAAUGUUUCGUUGAUUGUUUUUGUUUGAACUCUAUAAGAUAUUCUAAUCAAAGGUGAGAAUUUAUAUUUACGAACAGUGUUUUAAUCAACUCGCAACGUAAUAUAUGCACGUGGAAGGAAUUUUAUGUACCUGGAGAAAGGACAAUGAAAGGGACAAAGUUUAAAUUAAUCAAUGCGAUAUCUCUGCUGCUUUUAACGUGUGCAAGUAAAAAAGGGCACAUUAGACCGUGGCACAGAAAUGCGCCAUCUGUAGUAAGCACAAACAGAACGCGAGAGCAUAUUUUGUUUUCAAUGCAACGAUCUUUAUGAGAACGAUUUAAUUGUGCUAUGUAUAAUUAAAUAAUGAUGAAAAGCAGCUUCGAUGCGAAAAGUCUCGUUGAAUUGUAAUCAACGAGAACCGCGUGUAAAUACGAUACAUAUACAUAUAUAUCUAUGAGAUAGCGCUGACGCGCACACUCGUAAAUUAGAUACUUUUUAUUCUGAGUGUAUAUAAUGAUUGAACAAACUACGAGAAUCAAUAGCGAAUUUAAUGUUGUCUGUAGAUGGUUUUAUAAAUUUUAAAAAAGCGCCAGAAUUGUAUUCAUGAGGUAACCGCAUGAAAUUUGCGAGCUGAGAGCUGUAAUAAUGUAAAUAAAGCUAUAUAGAUUCAAGUGCACGAAAUAA
Messenger RNA from Nasonia vitripennis (jewel wasp), 6657 nucleotides. RefSeq names its product protein MON2 homolog (gene mon2). The transcript has 23 exons. The record is from RefSeq and is a predicted model, not a curated record. The coding region runs from base 537 to 5558 and encodes 1673 amino acids. Lineage: Eukaryota; Metazoa; Arthropoda; Insecta; Hymenoptera; Pteromalidae.